AUGGCACCAAUCAAAACCAAGUCUAUCCCAUCAACCUAUUUGAGCCUUAAGAAAGCAAAGGAAGCGAUAGCGAAGAAACGCAGUGAGCGCAGUAGAGAUCUGAAUCGUUGCCGAGAGGCCUACAGAUGUAUGCACCGCAAUGCCACGGACGAAGAAUUCAAAGCCAAUUCCAAGGACUACAAGAGACUGAUUGAAGUGUCCAAAGAAGAAAUCCGCGAACUAGAGAACGAAGUCGCCUCGUUGGAGAGACACCUAAAAGAUUUGGAAGAAGAAGCUGCACGAAAAAGGAAGGCAAUGCGGGCCCAGAAUGCCGUACACGACAAUGGCGGCUCAGAAGUUGAGAAUCAGCUCUCAAAUAAACGAAAAAAGACAGCACAGGUUGCUAAGAAUGCAAUCAACCUUUGCGACAGCGGAGACGAUGACGACGACACUGCUGAAGAAGAGGCCGACGCCGAGAAAGAGGCCCAAGCUGAGGAGGAUGUCGUGAUGUCAUUCCUGAAAAGGACCAAGCAGACGGACCUUGACGGUGUACUCCAAUCGUUGGCACAAUGCAAUCGCAACUCCAACCAAAGGGGCGACUUUGAUGACGGCGCUGACACAACCAAGCCGCGCGCAGAAACCCCACGAGUCAUUUGCUACAAUGACCGAGACUAUCAUGAAAAGAAAUGCUACCACGUGGAUCAUGAUGGAAAGAAUCUGAUCAUGGGCAUAGUGGGCUUUUUCUCCAUAACCGAGGCAAAAUGUGUCUUGGUUCGUCCGUUUUCGGAUACCAUUCUGGGAAUGCAAGUUGAUGGCGUUGACUAUGAUCCAACCACCUGGGAACCAUCACCUUAUGUUCAAAUUGACCAAGCUCUUGACCCUGUGGCGCUCGGCAGGCUCGGGGAAGAGUGUUCCGAAGUGCCAAUCCUUCCCGAACUAAUCUAUAAGGUGUCCAUGCCUGGAGAAUGGCUACAUUUUGCUUACCGCCACAACCAUAAGCGCCAGAUCUCAGGGAAGCGCACUGGUGACAUACGCUUGGUUGAUCUGUUUGCGGGUGCAGGAAUCAUGAGUCAUGGGCUAAACAAAAACUAUGGCGUGGAGACCGUUUGUGCUGUCGAGCUGAACAAGAACGCCAAAAUAGCAUUUGAGAUGAACCAUCCUGAAUGCACGAGAGUGGAAUGCAUGGACGUUCGAGACUGGAACCGAAAGUGCGAAAACGACAAAGCAUACAAAGCCGCCCUAGGCAUCAUCCUUUGGAUCCAUGCGUCGCCUCCGUGCCAAGGGUGCUCCGGAGCCAACAGGAAUGGUGGGAAAAACGACAAAGCCAACAAUGAGUUGUCUUUUGAGUUUGUGAAGGCCGUCCAGAUUCACAAGCCAGUCUUUGCGACGUUUGAAAACGUCCCAGGAAUGUGGGUUAAGAAGAAUCGGCACUACCUUCUCAACAUCCUUCGUUCCCUGAUGCAGGAGGGCUACCAGGUUCGUUGUUGCUGGUUGAAAGCAUCGGACUACGGCGACCCUCAGGCACGACCUCGCCUCUUUAUCUUUGCUGCUCGAAGCUUUGCAUACUUGCCCUCUCUGCCCAAGAAGACCCACGGAGAAGGAGCCUCCAUGCAUCGAAUUACCGUAGAAGAUGCUCUAAAAGGAUUGUCCAAGCAAAAUCAGAAUCAGAUGGACGAAGCUCCCCUUACACUAUGA
This is a messenger RNA of Seminavis robusta, 1674 nucleotides long. The record is from the annotation of a GenBank genome assembly. NCBI's taxonomy places the organism in Eukaryota, Bacillariophyta, Bacillariophyceae, Naviculales, Naviculaceae.